Molecule: messenger RNA, 1389 nt
Organism: Anopheles marshallii
Lineage: Eukaryota; Metazoa; Arthropoda; Insecta; Diptera; Culicidae
Gene: Fam92
Product: CBY1-interacting BAR domain-containing protein 1
Exons: 5
Coding region: 1-1389 (462 amino acids)
Biological process (GO): cilium assembly
Cellular component (GO): ciliary basal body; ciliary transition zone
Source: RefSeq, a predicted model, not a curated record
AUGCUUCGCAGCGGCAAUACAACAACGAUACUUUGCGAGGAGCAAACUAAAUUCAUCCUCGACCGCAUCAGCACGGUGGAGAAACAUUUCGGCGAGCUGUGCGGUGCCCUGGCAGAGUACACACGCAAGAUAGCCCGGAUGCGUGACAAAACGGACGAACUGGCGCACACGACACAGGAUUACUGCGAUGCAGAAAAGUUAAACCCGACGCUUGGCGGGGCACUUUCCAGCAUGGCUAAAGCGAUAACGCUGAUGGGCGAUUUUCAUGAUACGCGUGUCAAGCGAUUGGAAACGAAAAUUGUGGCCGAACUGUCCCAGUACGAAGCGGUCUGCAAGCACUGCAAGGAGGACGUGAAGGAAGCGCUACUGGUGCGGGAGAAAGAUUUGGCCAGGAGGAAGCAACUUGAACAGAGUAAAAGUCGCAACGGACGGUUGAAGCGAAAUACGAAUGAUACGGAACUCAUCAAAUCGAAUCUGGAGGUGGAAAAGUCGCUGAAAGAGAUCGAACAUCAGGUCGAACGGUUCGAGAAGCAGAAGUUGCACGACUUGAAGGAAUUACUGCAGAGCUUUGUGUUGAUCGAGCUGAAGAUGCACACGCAAGCGGUGGAAGUCCUUUCCGCUACGUACCAGGACAUUAGCGAAAUAGACGAGGCGAAAGAUCUACAGACUGUACGCAAGGAAUUAAAGAGACAAAAUCGGCAAUUCAAGAAAAUUCUCCAACAAGACACCGUCCCAGAUCGUUACUUUCUUCAGCGCAUCAAGAGCCAAUCCAUGGGUGCGCUUAAUGCAACGCUGGCCGGAUUUAAUGCCAGUCGUAAGAAUAAAAGCUUAAGCUCGAACUCACUCAAUUCGUCCCAGGAACAGGAGCAAGAAAUAGGUGCGGAAUCAAUCGAACAGCAGCACACACAACGGAAGGUUAUAACUGCAAGACGCUCCAACAAAACUUCGGUACAAUCGGUCGAAUCGUUGGAUUCUUUAAAGCGUGACCUAUCGUCGGCGUCGAGCACCACAUCCGAAGACGACGACAGCGAGGACAGUGAAACGCUAACGGAUGAACAGUCGGACCCUUUGGUAAAACCGUCUAAAGUGAACAUUUUGAGUGACCACACGAAGAAGAGUCAGAGCAACAAUAUUCUGGGGUCUUUACGGAAGUAUCGAACGAUAGAUACGAUCAAAGUGAAUCAAUACUACGUAGAAAAGUUACAGAAACGUUCCCUAGCGACCAGUCCUGUUGAAUCGAACCAAACUCUGUUAGGUACGGUGACCGUUACUAGCAAGCUGUAUUCCAUUUGCUGCUGGUUACAAGCAAUAACUUGCGGAAUUAUACGGUUACUAUGGUUAAAUGGUAACAGUUCCCUGGUUACUACUUACGUGCCUUUUAAACAUUGA